AUGAUAGAUCUCAGCUCAGUUGAUUCCAAGCCAGUCGAUGAUCUGUUUGCAAUCUUUGACGAGAUCAAUCGAAAGCUUAACAUACAAUGCGAUCAUCUGCUGAUCUUGGAAAAAAAACUAUCUCAGCCAAUCAACUUUUUGACGCCGUUCAGCGCUCUUCAAAAGGUCACCAGAAUAACCAAGGUCAUAUGGUUAGAGAACCUUACCGAUGAAACUUUGCAUGCAGCUCUGAAUGAAUUUAAUUCUGUUGUGUUCUUCUGCGAGGAUAGUUUGCAAAACGUUGGACGGGUGGCAAAACUGUUCCGAUCCACCAUUCUACCCAUCACUGAGACGAAUUCAAUGAUGAACACAUCACUAAUAACUCUGGGAUCCUUAAACCAAUCAAUUCGUCUAUAUCUGUCAGAGCUAUCAUUGGAGAAUGACAUUGACUACUAUUCGUGGGAUUCUAUUCUGUUCAGAAUAGACAAAGAUCUACUUUCUCUAAAUUCUUCCUCAGAUUUGAAAAAGUUGUACCAAUUGCAAUCUAUCGAACCUUUGUAUGCCCUGGCAAAUGGUUUGCUGCAUUUGGUGAUUCAUUCUAACUUCAAGUUAAGAUUCACAAAUAAAUUUAUCAAGGGUGCCAAUUCAGCCAAGUUUUAUGAUAUCUAUCAGAAAUUAUACACCAACUACACUCUGAAUAAAUUGAGUCCGGAAAAAAGAAAAAUCCUGGAAGAUGUGGACGAGACAUUGUUCAUGGAUAUUCACUCAUUCUACAACAAUCAAUGCGACCUGUUUGUUUUUGAGAGAAGCGUUGAUUUUAUAACCCCGUUAUUAACACAACUCACAUACUGUGGUUUGGUGCAUGAUAACUUUAACGUUGAAUACAACACCGUCAACUUGAAAUCUGAAACGAUACCACUGAAUGAUGAGCUCUACCAGGAAAUCAAAGAUUUAAAUUUCACUGUUGUGGGAUCUUUGCUCAAUUCUAAAGCUAAAUCGUUACAAGAAUCAUUUGAAGAAAGGCACAAGGCUAAAGACAUUGCACAAAUAAAGGAUUUUGUUUCCAACUUAACGAACCUCACAAAGGAACAACAAUCGUUGAAGAAUCAUACUAACUUGGCUGAGGCAGUUCUAGCAAAAGUACAUGAUGAAACGGGCAACAGUGAAAACCACUCGGAGGACAGCUUGUUCAAUCAGUUCUUGGAACUCCAACAAGAUAUCUUAUCCAACAAACUAGACAAUAAAACCACCUACAAAUCAAUUCAAACUUUUUUCUGCAAAUACAACCCUCCUCCUUUGCUACCUCUUAGGUUGAUGAUCCUCUCCUCAAUUGUUAAGAAUGGGAUAAGGGAUUAUGAAUUUAAUGCAUUGAAGAAGGAUUUCGUUGAUUACUAUGGUGUGGACUAUCUUCCCGUAAUAAACACGCUUGCCGAGCUCUCACUUUUGACAAGUAAGAAGAGCCAGCCCUUAGAACAAAAUCCUAAUUCACAACUCAUCAAAGACUUCCAUAAUUUGAGCACUUUUCUGAACCUUUUGCCUGGAACGGAAGAAACAAAUCUUCUAAACCCUACCGAAUUAGAUUUUGCUCUCCCAGGGUUUGUUCCUGUCAUUACUAGAUUAAUUCAGUCGGUUUAUACCCGAUCUUUCAUUGGGCCGAAUUCCAAUCCUGUAAUUCCAUACAUUGCGGGAUCUAACAAAAAGUACAACUGGAAGGGUCUCGAUAUCAUCAACACAUACUUGACUGGUACCAUGCAGUCCAAACUGUUGAUACCAAAAUCAAAAGAGCAAAUAUUCACCCACAGAACUGCAGCGCCUCCUCAUUCACGUAAGGGUGUUCUCAGAAAUGAGGAGUAUAUUAUAGUAGUCAUGCUGGGAGGUAUAUCGUACGGAGAAUUGUCAACCUUAAGGGUCGCCAUAUCGAAGAUCAACGAGUCUAUGAACUUGAACAAAAAGCUUCUUGUGCUCACAAGUUCUGUUCUCAAAAGUGAUGAUAUAAUCAAGCUGACUAAAUAA
This is a messenger RNA of Komagataella phaffii GS115, 1992 nucleotides long. Its product is annotated as ATP-binding protein that is a subunit of the HOPS complex and the CORVET tethering complex. The record is from RefSeq and is a predicted model, not a curated record. Gene Ontology annotation, cellular component: CORVET complex; fungal-type vacuole. Bases 1 to 1992 code for a protein of 663 amino acids. The transcript has a single exon. Lineage: Eukaryota; Fungi; Ascomycota; Pichiomycetes; Pichiales; Pichiaceae. Gene Ontology annotation, biological process: vesicle-mediated transport; intracellular protein transport.